This is a messenger RNA of Nasonia vitripennis (jewel wasp), 1909 nucleotides long. It is a transcript of the gene Y-f, whose product is annotated as yellow-f. The transcript is spliced from 7 exons. Lineage: Eukaryota; Metazoa; Arthropoda; Insecta; Hymenoptera; Pteromalidae. Gene Ontology annotation, cellular component: extracellular region. The coding region runs from base 224 to 1426 and encodes 400 amino acids. The record is from RefSeq and is a predicted model, not a curated record.
AGUGUGUAUACGAAAACCGGGCACAUACAUGCAUCCCGGAGCUGCUGCUGCCACCGCUGCGGCUACAGGCUGAGCCACAACACGCGGCUAUAAAGUCGAGGCCUGGCGAACUAUAGCCUUCAUUCCGAGUUAUACCGUUCUCCAGGAGGCUGUGGCUCGUUGGCUUCAUUCUCUCUCGCUCACUUCCUUACUCUCUUUCGUUCCCGUUGAAUCGAGUAUCAAUAUGCAGUGGAUAUUCGUUUUCGCAAUUCUGACAGCAGUCAACUGUCACCCGCCCGAAAUACUGUACUCCUGGGAUAAGCUCGACUAUAACUUUCCAAAUGAAUCAAUGAGAAUGGCAUAUAUCGCUUCCGGAGAUUUCAUUCAGGCCGACAACCUUCCAGUGGGCGUCAGCGUAUGGAAGGACAAAAUGUUCAUUACGGUUCCCAGAUGGAAGAAAGGUGUCCCAGCGAAUUUGAAUUAUAUCCAGAUGUCCACGACCACUGACAAGUCGCCGCCAUUGACGCCGUACCCAAGCUGGGAAGCGAAUGACGUUCACUCGACGAGUAACGACGUCAUAAUUAGCAUCUUCCGCACUAGGGUCGAUGCCUGCGAUCGGCUCUGGGGCGUUGACACUGGAAUCGAUGAUAUAUUGGGUGACACGAAAAUAGUGAGGCCGCCUCGUCUGAUUGUCAUCGAUCUGAAGACGGAUCAGAUAAUUCGUAGCUAUACUUUAAAAGAUUCGGAUCAGAAAGCUGACUCUUUCUUCGGCGACCUUGCUGUGGACGUAGACAAAGAUUCCUGCGACGACGCCUACGCUUACUUAUCUGAUCUUGGCGGCUAUGGCCUGGUCGUUUACAGCUGGGCGCAGAAUAAUUCCUGGAGAUUCCAUCACAAUUUCUUCCACUUCGAUCCGCUGAACGGCGACUUCAAUGUUACGGGAAUAAACUUCCACUGGACGGACGGCGUGUUCGGGAUGGCCGUGUCGCCGCACCGGGAAGAUGGAUCGAAGACAUUGUACUUCCACGCUUUGUCCGCCAUUCGUGAGUUCUCGGUGCCCACGAGCGUCCUGAAGAACGAGAGCUACGCAACGGCAGAUAAUUAUUAUUUGUUCACGAUGGUGGGCGAGAAAGGCCCGAACAGUCAGGGUACCUCAUCGACCAUUGACGCAGAGACGGGCAUCAUUUAUUUCUCGCAAAUCAACCGACACGGACUCGCCUGCUGGAACACUAAAGUGCCUCUGCAUCCGGGAUCCUUCAACUUGAUUACUCGGGAUCCAGAGAAUUUGGCUUUCCCCAACGAUUUGGCCAUUGAACCAGCUAGUAGAAAAUUAUAUACUUUGAUGAGCAAUGUGCCGAAAUUGAUGUACGAGCGAUUAGGCGAAAAUAAUAAGUUCAUCGUGUUCUAUCAGUCGUUGGAUACAGUCGGUCAUCACUGCCAAGCCUAAUUUCAGUCGUUAAUUACACUUCAUGAUUUAACCCAGGCUUGACCCCUUAGGUAAGUCUUAAGAAGCCCUAAUGUUGAUACAUCGUAUUCAAGAAUAGCUACUACUCUUCUAUAAAUGGUUGUACAAAAGUCUAUCUGAUUUUUCUUGCUCAUACCUAACUUUUCAGGAGGACAAAGCUUUAUAAAGGCUUGUAGUUUAUCUUCCCAAGUAAUACACUUUUCUAAACUUAUGUUGAGCUACAGUUAAGUAUUAUCAAAGUUACAAAAAUUAAUUUUAUUUUAAAUACAUAUUACACAUCAUGAUUCGCGGUUAAAGAAGUUGAAAUUCAAUAAUAAUUGUAAAUAAUAAUAAUUACCUGUGGAAUGACAGUAGGAGAUAUCACGUGCAUGAUCUCUCUUAAAGCCAUAUUUUGUAAUUUUGCUUCAGUGGUACCUCUAGUUUGAUAUGAUUGAAGAGCUUUUAAUUGAUACGGAGUACCAUCAA